This is a messenger RNA of Plasmodium gonderi, 678 nucleotides long. RefSeq lists its product as hypothetical. The transcript is spliced from 2 exons. Lineage: Eukaryota; Apicomplexa; Aconoidasida; Haemosporida; Plasmodiidae. The coding region runs from base 1 to 678 and encodes 225 amino acids. The record is from RefSeq and is a predicted model, not a curated record.
AUGGAUUUGUGGGAAAAAGACUAUGAAAAGGCCUUACAAACAGGGAAAGAAAUUAAAAAGAUAUUAAAAAAAAAUGAAAAGGAGAAAAAAAAGGCUAAAAAUAGGGCAAUAUUAAGGGGUAAGAUAACAGAAUUUAAUCAAAAUAUCAGAUUUUUACAACAUCAGUUAAAUAAUGAUUACAUAAAGAAUGAUAAGCUUUAUAGUAAGAAUGAAUCCAAGUACCAGAAUAAAGUGUCCACAUUAGAAAAAAUGAAAAAAGAAAUAAUGAAUUUAUAUGAAGAUUAUGCUUCAACCAAUGAAGAGGAAGCUUCUUUUAACAUAAAUAUGAAUUUUUUAAACGAUUUUGACAAUGAAAACAAAUCAUACUUAAAUGAUUUAAACAAGGAAGAGUUAUUACUGAAACAGCAAAAUUUGAUGAAGUUGCAAGACGAGCAACUGAACUUUCUUGAAGGCACGACACACAACCUAAAAAAUAUCAGCUAUAAUAUAAACAAUGAAUUACAGGUACAUAAUGAACUAUUAGAUGACAUAGAUAGGGAAGUAGAUGAAACUAAUAAUUUACUGAAUAGGAAUAGGAAUAUUUUCGAAAGAGUUACAAGUAACACAAGUAAUUUUUUCCUGUAUGUAAUAAUUUCCGUAUUAACUGUGUCUCUCUUUCUUCUUAUAAUAAUUCUUUAA